Molecule: messenger RNA, 1639 nt
Organism: Magallana angulata
Lineage: Eukaryota; Metazoa; Mollusca; Bivalvia; Ostreida; Ostreidae
Exons: 13
Coding region: 16-1380 (454 amino acids)
Biological process (GO): protein ubiquitination
Cellular component (GO): cytoplasm
Molecular function (GO): ubiquitin-protein transferase activity; metal ion binding
Source: RefSeq, a predicted model, not a curated record
UAAAAGUAAUUCAUUAUGGAAACUGAAUUAGCUCGACUUUUUUGGAAAAAUAAAGCAAAGGAAGAAGCAAUUCAAAACCAGAGUCUAAAACUUCAGCAUGGUCGAGGAAUAUGUUCCGUAUUCCUUCUGGAUACCUCUGAAAGCAUGUCAGGGGAAGGUUUGCGACAAAUGAAGGAAGCCCUAUUAUGCAUUUUAAACGAAUACAAAGCUAUGAACAUGGAUGACAAUGUUGCUGUCAUUGGAUUUGGAGAAGAAACAAAGUUCCUACAUUAUUAUUCAAACAGUUACGACUCCAUCAUAAAAUGUCUUGAAAACAUCAAAUGUAAAGGACAAUCUCCCUUAGAAGCAGGAAUAAUAUUGUCUUUUUCGUGCAUAAAACUUGGAGGAGGCCAUACUGUAAUCUCAUCCCCUCUAAUUAUUCGAGCAAGGGUUGUUGUUAUUUCCGAUGGGCAUCCCACAGAUAUGAUCAACCCAAGAGAAACAAUGGCAACAACGACUCAAAGUGAGACUUUUCAUAGGAUUCAUUCUCUUGUUAAACGUCAAGGGAAAUGGAAUCCGUUUACAUUCAUACCGGUUGGCAAAGAUCCAAAUUAUCAACUAUUAGGAGCUUUAGCGGCUGCAGCAAAAGGAGGUCGAAUUAUUGGUUGGGAAGACGCUCGCUUAUACGCAAGACUGUCUGUCAACUUUACCGUUGCUGGGGACAUUCUAUCUCAUUUUGAAAAUAAAAAAAUUACAGAAGAUAUUGUAAGAUGGAGAUAUUCAAAUUAUGGAGAAGGGACUGAAGAAGAUAUCAAUCAAGUGUGUGAAAUAUUGAAUGAAAAAGAGGUCUAUGGAGAUAUUGAUGAAGACGAAGCCGAUGAAAACUUCAUAGAACGAUAUUCCACAAUGCCUUGUGUGGGUACAAGGGUUCGAAGAGGAAGAGAUUGGCGUUAUGAAAACCAGGACAGUAAAGGAGUUGGAACUGUUAUCGGACAUACCGAUCGAGUUGGCUGGAUCUUGGUAGAGUGGGAUAAUAGCAAUCAAUUUGAUUACCGAUAUGGAUCCAAUGGUAUAUGGGCAAAGUAUGAUCUAGUGAUUUGUGAUGAACCACGACAGAUCCCACAAAAUGAAACAAUGAUAGCUACUGGAUGUCUUGUUCGCAGAGGCUUAGAUUGGCAGUGGGGAGAUCACAAUGGUGACGAUGAGAGCAUUGGAACUGUUUAUCGAGUAAAACGCAGAGGGGAAGUAUAUGUGCGAUGGCCCAAUGGAAUCAAAAGCAAUUACAGAUUUGGACACGCAAAUAAAUAUGAUUUGUUCUUAUGCGAUCCACGGGAUCCGGAAGUAAUGUUAAAAUAUAGGACGCAAAUGUGCAAGAACGGAAAAAGUGCAAAGUUAGAGUAAAGACCGUGCACGUGAAAAGUUGCAAGUUUUAAACGUUUACAAGAAAUAAAUCUGAAAAUAUCGAUCAUGCUUAGCGUAAUUAUUAUAUUUUUAAGAUAAAGUAUUGUAUGAGGAGGACUCAUUAAAAUAUUUUAUACUGACGAUUUAUUUAAAUUGAUAGUGGGGUGAGGGGGUAACUCGUGUUUUUAUGUUUUUGUGCAUUGUUUGUAUAUAAGGAAUAAGGAAUCAUUCUUUGAGUAUUAUGAGGUGAUAAUUUUGG